Molecule: messenger RNA, 2441 nt
Organism: Paramuricea clavata
Lineage: Eukaryota; Metazoa; Cnidaria; Anthozoa; Malacalcyonacea; Plexauridae
Source: the annotation of a GenBank genome assembly
AUGGGCAUUAUUAGCAGUGUGGUGACACAGUUCUGUACCAUGCAAUACCUACAAGACAGCAGUGAUUUUAUUACCAUCUGGUACAACGUAGUCCUGGGUGCCAUUUCAGUAUUCUUUAUCACAUUUGGCUACCACUUUCUAUUUGUGAAAUCUCCAAAUAACAACAUUGGCUCGCACGACAGAGGGAUGGGACUUGUUGUGGGCAUCAUUACCAUACUGGUUGUUGGUCUUGAAAUUGUGCUAAUCGUCAUGGUAUUCAAGCGUGAAAACCUCAGCCCCGGUGUUGCUAUAUAUCUACCUGUUUUUGCAUGCGAAAAAAUCGUUCAAGUUGUGCUAUAUAUUGCCAUCCGUAGAUGCAAGCCUGAUCCCAGCUACAGAAGAGGGGCAGUGUUCUAUUUUAACUUUUUAUCAUUUUUAAACUUUACCCUCUGGUUACACAGCAUUCCGUUCACAGAUAUACCCAUAUACGAUGAAGUGUCACAUAAUUAUUAUCUACAAUAUGUUGACCAAACAUUUAAGGCGUUACUUAUCGAUUACAGACUGUUGUGUGCUUUCCUGUUCUUGGAGCAUGCAUUAGCAAUUGAUGACGACGGGCAUGAACAUGUUAACAAUGAAGUCGACAGUGGAUUUCAAAUGCCAAGGAAACGUUACUUUUACACAGCUAUUGGUCUCAGCAUUGGGCUAUUCUUUUUGGCACUGGAGAUCAUAAAUGCUGCUCAAUUCUGGCACAAAAGUCUUCCGGACGUUGUUAAUCUUUUCCCAGUUCUAGUUGAUACAGGUCUUGUUGUUUUGGGAUACUUGUUACUACGAAAUGUUAAUAUUUCUGUUUUACAUGAUGAAAAAGUCAGUCUUGUCUUGCUUAUGGUUACAUCAAUGGGUGUUGCAAGUAUUGUAUACUUGUUUUGCUUUGGUUUAUUGGCGUUAUCUUCAUUCGAAUAUGAUCACUCUGUUUCGUAUAUGAGAUGGUCGGCAUGUGUGUUUUUUGCAAGGGCAUCUAGCUUGCUGGUCUUGUUGGUUGUGUAUACAGGAAUCCCUGUAAGUACUUUUGAAUUGCGACAGAACUUUAAUACCAAAAACUAUCUUUUUGUCUCUGCUCUGUGUUGUGGGUUGUUUGCAAGAUUUAUUGGGAGUAUCCUUGAUGAAUUUAAAGGUACAAUGCAUGAAGUAGCAGUGGAACAUCUUGAUUCAAAGAACUUUCGGACUCUGCGAGAUUUGUUUGAAAUCGGGCCAUUAUUCCAGCUUGCGACCUCUUUGCAUUUAGCACUUCAUUUCCUGCUAAUGCUUUGGCGCCUUCGUGAGCGACCUAACAAACAAGCUCGUAUAGAUGGGCAUGGUGAACCUAUUAGAGGCGAUUAUGUUGAACCUAUUAGAGGUAAUUAUGGUACACAGUCAGCAAAUGGUGUUGCCAGGCAACCGGAUGGUGAUGUUGAUGUACAUUUUAGAUCGUCGUCUGGUGUACAACAAUUUGAACGUGAUGAUGAUGAACGUACAAGAUUGUUACCGCCAUAUCAACGAUGUUAAUUCUGUGAACUGUGUUCAUGACUUAAGAUGUUGCAAACAUUGUUUUAAAUACAGCAUCACGAAGGCAAGAGACGUAAUGUUGUAAGAAACAGGAUUAUAACAACUGUAUAUAUUGUUUAUUUUUUGUUGAUUUCUGACUAUCUGUUGACUUUUGUGUCUGUUGAUUGACAUAUGUAUACAGUGUAUAAUAUACCGACGACGCUAUCUCCAAUCCAAAGUCUAAGGGCUGUCCAUAUGAGGCGGUCCAGCUGGACAAGCCGGGAUGAAUCUUGUCACGAAAAUGUUUUCCUGACCGAAAAGCACGUUUGAAUGAACUUUAUACUGUUACUAGAAUCAAACUAAACUAAUUCAACUUUGAAAUGUCAUUCUGGAUGUUUAUCAAAGUACAAAUCAUCCCGGUUAUCCAGAGCAGCCCGGAUUCAUACCAACAGCCCCUAAAGCCAGUUUUCCAUUCUGCUUCGCACGCAAAAUUCCGCCUAAUGGAAAACCGGAUAACGGGCUAGCUCGACUAGUAUUCGGGGAGUGUAGCUAGCUAUCAUCUAAACCUGGAGUAAAUGGUUAUCAACUCCAAAAAUAGUCUAAAAAUAAGACUAAAAUAGCUGUUGUGCCAAAUGCAAAAGAUUUCUGAGCUCUGAGUAAUUAUGCAUCAGUUGGAGUUUGGUUUCAAUAUCCAUUCUCGUCCCCAGGCUAUACUAGUUUUGGUUCGCAACAGAUAUACUUCUAUUCUUAAAAGGAACAUAUAGUAUCCGCACUAUGUCCAUGUAAUACAAGAGGAAAAAUGAACUGAACAUUUUUUAUAGUUAUAGAUAAAUUUUUUUUUAACAUAAUUAUUCAACAUUAUUUGUAGUAUUUUUUAUUGUACUAGAUAGUAUAAAUCUUUUUAAUUAAUGACAAAUGUAUGAUAACGUAAUUCAGCUUGC